This is a messenger RNA of Liolophura sinensis, 3326 nucleotides long. RefSeq names its product E3 ubiquitin-protein ligase MSL2-like. NCBI's taxonomy places the organism in Eukaryota, Metazoa, Mollusca, Polyplacophora, Chitonida, Chitonidae. Gene Ontology annotation, molecular function: ubiquitin protein ligase activity. Gene Ontology annotation, cellular component: MSL complex. Gene Ontology annotation, biological process: protein ubiquitination. The transcript has a single exon. The record is from RefSeq and is a predicted model, not a curated record. The coding region runs from base 101 to 1222 and encodes 373 amino acids.
GUACACAUGGCGAAAAAGAGGAAGAAAUCUUGGGCGACCGAUCGAUAACAGGGUCAUUUUGACAGUUGACGGUCGCUCUUUUCUUCCGAAUCUGUCCGCCAUGAAUGCUUUAAACAUCUACCUGUCCACCUGCCGUUACGUGAUGCAGAUGCGACUAGAAGAUGAAGAUAGCUGGGUCGACCUUUACCGGUUUUUACCUUAUCUUCGCCAAGCACUGACGUGCUGUGUGUGUGGUGGGAUUUUGCGACAACCCACAAGCCCCGUCAAUGUGAAAUCUUGCCAGCAUCAUGUCUGUAAAAACUGUAUCGGUGGAAAGAUGAAGGUACGACCAUCGUGCAGCUGGUGUAAAGAAUGGGACCAAUUCGUGGAAAAUAUCCAGCUGCGAAUUUUGCUCCAGUGUUUUAAGGAGCUGUGUAGUCAUCUGUCAGAGUCGCCUAUAUAUAAUGCAUUAACGACAUCGCAUCUUGGAGAAAAGUUCAAGAUUUCCACAAUCCUCCAAGAUGGGUUGAAUAUUGAAGACUACAAGUAUCCUGCUAAAAACAAAUUUGCAAACAUAUCAAAUUGGCCACUCCCUCAUUUCACAUUCCUGUCAACUAGUUCGUCUACCAUCAGCAGUUCAAAUCGUGCGAGUGUUUGCUCAGGGAAACAGGUAGAUGCAGAAACAUCUGUUAAUGAGUCUGAUUUGGCAGACAGCAAACAAAGUGAGUCUGAAGACAGGGACGUGUCCAGUUCUUUGUCCACAUCAGACGUUUCCUGCGAACCAGUGCACAAGUCACGGCGCGUAUCGGCUCCUGAUUUUCCUCAAAGAUUGUUUAAGAACGACCCAGAUUCAACCAAUCAAAAUCUUUGUCUUAAAAAAGUGAAAAAUCCUACUGAACCGAGUGAAAAUGAUACCCUUACAAGUAGUGAAUUCAAAAGUGUUGUAGUGUUAGAAAGCGAAGAUGCAAAAAUGGGUGACAGUCAUAUGAAAAAAGCUCAGAAUUCAAAUAAUCAAACCAAGCGAGUGAAACACGCUUCAGAACCAAUGCGAAAAGGCUGCCGUUGUGGGACAGCGAACAUCCCAAACAAACUGACGUGUUACUGUCAACGUUGUCCGUGCUACAGUCAGCGCCAAGGGUGUUUUGGGUGCAAGUGUCGAGGGUGUAGAAACCCAUACAACAAGAAGAAACCCGCUGUACCAGCUGACAGUUCAACUUUGCAGGAAGUGAAUGUUGAAACCUAAAUGCUAGCUUGUGCGGUUUUGAAAUUUUCUUUAAUAUAGAAUUUCUGUUCGUUGAUAUUAGUUAAGGGCAUGUAUAUACAACUUCAGCAUACAAUUUACGAUCUAGAUUUUCAAUACACUCUAUACACAUAAAUGGAACUAGUCUCAGUGGCUUAUUUAGAAUUUUUAAUUUUGCCAGUGUGAAUUGAAAAGUGCUACAAUAUUUAUUUUGAAGUUGAAUUUUUUUUUCAGUUAGAUAUGAUCUGACUUGAGCACAUUUUUUUCUCUUGCUUAGAAUCAUGGUUUGGCUGUUCAAAGUCCCUAUCUUUUCACUGUAUGAGUAUAAGGCAUGUCACAUUUGAUUCAUUGUUUCCCACCAUCCCAACGCGUUAUUUUACGGUGGCCUAAUGGUUAAAGGGUCCGCCUCAAAGUUGAGAAACCUGGGAUCAAACCUGGGUAAUGUCAUACUAAGGAUUUUGAAAAUGGUAUUUGUUACUGCAUUGCUUGGCGCUCAACACUUAGAGGUUAGAUGAAGGAAGUAGGACUCGGGUUGUCAUGUCUGGUGUCUGUAGUUUGUCUCAGUGGCAGUAGCAGUUUGGCAGCAUCGCCCUGCCAAAAGACAACACAUUAUAUGUACACACACGUAAUGGCUCGUCGUUGUCAUUUGUCUGAAAAAUAGUUAAGACUUAAAACCCAGCAUACAUGCAUAUGUUAUUUUAAUCCUUGUAUCAGAAGUCAUUGUUCAGUGUUUUUGCCAAAAAUUACCACAGUAAUAACAAUACAAAAUAAAAGUUGUUCUGUCUCCUUCACCAAUUUUACAAUAUAUUCUAACGGGAAGUGGAGAAUCAAGUGUUAUUGGCUAAGUCAUAUUAGACUCUUGGGACAUGAUCGGGAGGUAAUUAUGUCCCUCUCAGGGAGGCAAUGGACAACAGAUCCAUCAGAACGUGAUGGGGAGGUAAUUAUGUCCCUCUCAGGGAGGCGAUGGACGACAGAUCCAUCAGAACGUGAUGGGGAGAUAAUUAUGUCCCUCUCAGGGAGGCGAUGGACGACAGAUCCAUCAGAACGUGAUGGGGAGGUAAUUAUGUCCCUCUCAGGGAGGCAAUGGACGACAGAUCCAUCAGAACGUGAUGGGGAGGUAAUUAACAUGGUGGGAUGAUUACCGGAAAAAAAGAACCAUUUAUGAGCAGAAUGAAAGUUGAAAAAGAGAAGUGAUCUUUAUAGCUUUAAAGGAUGAUUAGAAGUAGUAUAAAAGGUUGUCAAUUGACUUAGUUUUAAAUUUCUCUGAAGAUUGAGGGAAAUAGUAUGUCUUUGUUAUGCCUCUCUGGGUUGAAGUGGAGUCUGAGAGCUGGCUUUGUAACUGUCUGAAACAAGUGUUAACUUAUCAGUAUAUAUGACAUGAUUUGAUAGAAACCUUGCAGGGCAGUGGUGUCAAACCAAGGCAGAUGUAAACAGUAAGUAAUUAGCAGUCAGAUCAAGUUUUUUCAGUGUAUGAAUGUUAAAAUACAAGACCCUUUUGUAUUGAAAUUUAUCUGUGUAUUGUAGAAUAAUGAAAGAGCCUAAAUUGAAGAUUGUUAGAAUCUGUGACUAUCUUUUACAACCUAUACAAGGUAGAAACCCUGCAGUCAUACUGUCUAAAUUUAGAUCCAUUGAUUAAACAGAAAGAUACAGUAGGUGUACCAUAAAGUGACCUCCUAGAUACAGAACCAGAUCAGAGUAAGCCAGGGAAUGUUGGUCUGCCACAGCAGCGUGGGAUUAUGAUAAUGGUCUUUAGCAAUAUGGAAAACUGAUUAUCAAGUGUGAUUAUGAUGAAAAACAUUUUACUGGUGUCACACAUUCAAGGACAAAGUACAGAGUGAAGCUACUGGCCAAACAUGUCAAAUCUACCAAGUAAUUCAAAUUCCUCUGCUGCUUUAGCUGAUGUCUGAUUUUUAGUUUUUAUCCCAUGAAUUUAUUUUUAAAAUUUUUGGAAAAUAUGAUAUCGUUAGAACUGCCUCUUAUACUUUUAUAUUGUACAGGAUUGCUGUAAAUCUGUAUAUAUGUGUAUUAUAUGAAUGGUUAUCUGUUGAAAUAUCUUGUGUGCAGACAGUUUACAUUUGCUGUAAGAUAUGUGUACAUUAUUGUAGAU